AGAGGAUCCUACUUUCCGUCUGCUGUUAUCUACUCCGUGGUCGAAACUCAAUGGAAAAAUGAACACGAAUUACGACGGAUGAAAGCAUCAAAAAGGGCUAUCUGUCUCUCGGCUAUCCAACUGUCCAAUCCUCCAAGGUGCCGACUCACUAAGACAAGUGCAUGUCCCAAUCAUAACCGACUGUCUCUCGCAGCCUCGCUUACUUUAGUUUUGAUGAUCCUCCGGUCUCCCCCCUCCUUCAUCUUUAUUUAAUUUCCAGUUGAUCACUCUUCAAAUCUCGCCCCCCCUUGGUGAUUCUCGAACCCAACAAUCCUUAUCAAUGUUGUCUUUCUCCCACUCCGCAAACUGCCUCUAGCAAUAAUAUCAUAAUCAUUAUGGGCUUAUUUAAUCGACUUAGACGGCGUUCCAAGAGCCACAGCCGUGCGGGGAAUGCGGCCAGCUAUGAACAUCUCCGCAUCUCUCCCGAUCAUAGUGUCCCCCCAGUUCCCACGUUAAGGCGAGACGUCACCAAGAUCCUUCCUCCUCCGGUUCUAGCGCGAAUCUUUGCUUUUGUCUGUCCCCAUGCAGCGGACAGCAGCUAUGCGACUUCGGAGGAGUCCAUGACCGAGGAUGGCUGCAUGCUCUGUGACAUGCGCGACCUAGCACACUGUGCUGUGGUGUGCAAGCGGUGGUAUCCGGCUGCUCGAAGUGUAUUGUACUCCAAUGUCCGCAUCGAUGCCGUCCACUACUGCGAACUCGAAGUCCAACUGGCAGCCAGGCGAAAGCGCCGUUCCUUCUUUGACCGCAAUGGCGAUCCCAUUGAUGCACCCCAGGCCCGGUUGGAGUUAUUCAUGCGCUCGGUGCGAAAUUCACAUGAGCUGGGAAACAUGGUCUUAUCUCUGCGAAUGCCAUACAUGACGCGUGAAGCAAACAAGGCGGGCAUUGCCCGAACGAUCUCCGUGUGCCCCAACCUCCGAUAUGUGGACUUGCCGGCUGGCCUAUACAGCGAUGACCCGACAUGUCUUGCCCUGAAGCAAGAACUCAUGGCCCGUUGUCCCGAUAUACGCCGCAUGGCCUAUCGCCAUGGCUGCGAAGGAAGCUUCUCGCAGUUGCCAGGAUCUCGUUUGUGGAUGAACCUGGAAAUCUUGGAGUUGUCGCGACUCCAAAUCGAGCCAAACAUUCUUCGCUUUGGUCUGGGCGCUUUUCCCUAUCUGCGUGAAUUGACAUUGGAAGAGCUUCCUUGGCUUGAUGAUUCCGCUUUUAGACACUCUCAAUCACUGCCUCCAUUCCCAGCCGUCCAACGGCUUACACUUCGAGAUACCCCAAAGGUCACGGCAAGCGGGCUUGCCGCAUUCUUCUCACUUCCUGUGAAUCGCAAAUCACUACAUUAUCUGACUUUGUCGGCCACCGGAGUGCUUCCAUCCACUCUGUAUCAAAUUCUAGCUUCGGCGCCAUGUCUGCAAGGACUUUUCUUCAUUCAAGAAGUAUCCCGAUCCUUUCCCACGGAACAGGUACCACCGUUGGCGUCAACAUCGCUCAACAUGCUGCACUAUGAGAUCACUUCUUCGAACACAUCUUAUGGUCUACCACCUAUUGCAGCCUCAUACUAUACCUACCUGAUCUCUUCUUUAAUGUCAAAUUGUCUUCCAGCUUUACGCGAUCUGUAUGUUCGCGACGCCAGCUUCCCAGAAGCGCUGCUACUUGCGCCUCCACCUCGAAUCUUCGGAGGUGGUGAAAACGGCCCGCAAAUCCCUUCUGGCGGUCUCUCGCAGCCCCUCAAUGUGUACAGCAAGGGAUUGGACGAACUGGAAUGGAACUUUACUCCGUAUGAGCCGCCUCAGACGCGCGGCCGGCGGGAGAGCACGACACGUCCGGUGAGCUUCCAUGACGCACAAUUGAGUCGAUCUUGGGGAGGAGACGCAAGGAAGAGUGUCCUCGUCGGAAAUGGGUUCGGCGGAUUUCUCGCCGUACCUGUCGAUGACGAUCGUCCGAAGAGUAGUGGGGGCUGGAGACGUCAAAGUCGGCAAGACUUAUGGCGGUGAUUCUGCUGAUCAUUCCAAGGGGGCGUGGGCGUGUGACAUAAGUGAUAUAUGACCAACCACGGAAUAAUGGCAUAAUGAUAUAC
Molecule: messenger RNA, 2104 nt
Organism: Aspergillus novofumigatus IBT 16806
Lineage: Eukaryota; Fungi; Ascomycota; Eurotiomycetes; Eurotiales; Aspergillaceae
Product: F-box domain protein
Exons: 2
Coding region: 375-2021 (548 amino acids)
Molecular function (GO): protein binding
Source: RefSeq, a predicted model, not a curated record